This is a messenger RNA of Dictyostelium purpureum, 402 nucleotides long. RefSeq lists its product as uncharacterized. The transcript is spliced from 3 exons. Bases 1 to 402 code for a protein of 133 amino acids. Gene Ontology annotation, biological process: proteasome assembly. NCBI's taxonomy places the organism in Eukaryota, Evosea, Eumycetozoa, Dictyosteliales, Dictyosteliaceae. The record is from RefSeq and is a predicted model, not a curated record.
AUGGAAAGUUUAAGUAUUUCUGAUAAUAUUGAAGAUUCACAACCACAUUUAAAAAUUGAGAAAUUUAUAGAUAUAUAUGAAGAUACAAAACUUUAUUUUAUGUUUUAUAUUUUUCAAAAUCCAAAUUCACCAUUGUUUAUUUGGGUAUCUGAUCAACCAAAUUUAAAUACAUUAUCAGUUUCAAUGAAAAUUCCAAUGGAAAAACUACCAGUUACAUCUGAACUAAUAGAUUCUUCAUUUGGUAUUUCAAAAGAUUCCUCAAUGUCUUUGGCUCAAAGAAUAGUAAUUAAAUUUAAAGUUCAAACAUUUUUGAGUAUAAAUAUUUCUCAAGAGCUUCCCGAAAUGACCCAUUAUAUUGAAAAGAAAAUUUUUGAACUUUUGAGCCAAUAUAUUCCAAAAUAA